AUGUCAUAUGUGAUUCAAAUAUUAAAAGAAGUUAUAGAGGUUGUGAUACAGGCCGAAAAAAAUGACUUAAGAUACAGAAGGUUGCGCGCUAAGUUGGAUGGAGCUCUGGAGACGCUUGAAACUCGUUCUCGUCAUAAUUCGAGUAACCCAUUCGGCAAACGAAAUACCGAAAAUUUAAUCAAUUCAUUGAAAAAAAUUCAUACAUUUUUAGAGAAAUCCAAGAAAUCCAAAGGACGUUUUCAUCAAAUUCGCCAUACUCUUCUUCGGAUUAUUAAUGCAAAACAGAAUGCAGACGAGAUUAAGGAAUUGGAAGAUGAGUUGGAUUCGGCUCUAAUCGCAAUCACAGCCUUUAUGACAGCACAGAGAACUACUAGAUGUUCUAUUCUUUGA
Molecule: messenger RNA, 390 nt
Organism: Ambispora leptoticha
Lineage: Eukaryota; Fungi; Glomeromycota; Glomeromycetes; Archaeosporales; Ambisporaceae
Source: the annotation of a GenBank genome assembly